AUGGUCUGGCAAGUCGACCUCUCGGGCAAGUGUAUAAUUGUUUCCGGCGGGAACAGGGGUAUCGGUCUGGCCAUUGCGCAACAAAUCGCCCAAGCCGGCGCUCACGUUGCAAUCCUCUACAAGUCGUCGGGGGACGCACCAGAACGUGCCAAGGAGGUCUCGGAGAAGUAUGGUGUUCACUGCGAGGCGUUCCAGUGUGAUGUCAGCGAUCAGAAGGCGGUCCAGGAGUUGGUCGGCAGGAUCUACAAGGAUGUUGGACCGGUCGGAGGGGUAGUGUGCAGUGCUGGCGUGGCUGUCCCAAAGCCGGCGGUCGAGAUGACCAAGGAAGACUUUGAUCAGCAGAUGGUCCCGAACGUCUGGGGAUGCUUCACGGUCGCCCAGGCUGCUGUCAACCUUUGGCAGGAGCAUGGCUACCAGAAUGGCCGGGUCGUCUUUGUGUCUUCCGUCUCCGGCAGCAUAGCCAACAAGGGCGCAAAGCAAUGCUUCUACAACACAUCGAAGGGAGCUCUGAACGCUUUGGCUCGGUCAUUGGCGAUGGAAUGGGCCGAGAUGGGCGUCUUGGUCAACUGUAUAUCACCAGGACCAGUCAACACGGACAUGACCAAGGGUAUGCGGCAGAAUGAUGAGAAGAAGAAGAGCAACGAGGACUCUACCAUGCUUGGACGGUUCAGCGAGCCAGAGGAGCAGGCUGGCGCAGUCGUCUACUUCCUGUCGGACUACUCGACAUAUACAACCGGAACAGAGCUGAGGAUCGAUGGAGGUAUGACCGCUUGGUGA
Messenger RNA from Dioszegia hungarica, 777 nucleotides. RefSeq lists its product as uncharacterized. The coding region runs from base 1 to 777 and encodes 258 amino acids. Gene Ontology annotation, cellular component: intracellular anatomical structure. NCBI's taxonomy places the organism in Eukaryota, Fungi, Basidiomycota, Tremellomycetes, Tremellales, Bulleribasidiaceae. The record is from RefSeq and is a predicted model, not a curated record. Gene Ontology annotation, molecular function: oxidoreductase activity, acting on NAD(P)H, oxygen as acceptor. The transcript has 8 exons.